AUGGGCCACUCACGUCCAUGCUACCCCUCUCAACCCUUACCACGGAUCUUCCCUCCGGAUGAAGUUCAAUCACAGCGCGUUGAUGUUAACGUUCAACACGGUUCCCUAGAUUCUGGUCCGCCAACGAACUCUACGCCUGAGAUGGCCUUGGGUUACCAAUCCACGCCUUCCUCCCACAUUUCUUACGGACAUCACCCUACUUACGAUAAUUUUCAGUACGAUGCACACCAUCAAGUGCCUUACGGUUCCCCUUACGAGACUCCUCAUGGUUCUCCUUACGAGACCCCUUACGAGACCCCUUAUGAGACCCCUUACGAGACCCCUUACGGCCUAUCCCAAUCUCAAGCUUAUUCACCUUCAAGUUUUAUGCCGGUGCCCUCUUUUCAACCUCAACCUAGCACUGUGCCAGCUCCUGCACCAGCUGCUACGGUUACUCCCAUACCCAGUCCUCCGGAAAAGCGUAAGAGAGGCAGGAAAGCCAAGCCUAAGCCUACCGAGGGCCCAAUUUCCGAAAAGGUUCCGGUAUCCCAACCUUCGGCUUCAAACGGUGUCGCGGAAUCCAAUGCUGAGACUGAUUACCAUCGCUAUUGGUUGAUGCAUAAAAAUGAGAAUGGUCAAUCAGCUUAUAGCAUACUUGUAGAAUGGGUGAUUGUCCCUGGAAAUUACAACAGAUGGUGUGCGAAAGAUUCAAAGAAGAAAGAAGUCGCUGACGAGAUAUCCACCUUUUUAAUCGAAAGGGGAAUCACUGGCAGGACAGCUGAUUCCUGCUGCUGCCAGGUACGUGAAAUCGAGAAAAAAUAUCGCUUGGCCCUUGAAGAGACUAAGAGGACUGGUGGUGGGUUAGUCGGGUACCCUGGAGAAAAGUCUUAUGAUGGAUAUGUGCCCGCACUUUUAUGA
Messenger RNA from Melampsora larici-populina 98AG31, 897 nucleotides. RefSeq lists its product as uncharacterized. The coding region runs from base 1 to 897 and encodes 298 amino acids. The transcript is spliced from 3 exons. Lineage: Eukaryota; Fungi; Basidiomycota; Pucciniomycetes; Pucciniales; Melampsoraceae. The record is from RefSeq and is a predicted model, not a curated record.